Messenger RNA from Chlamydomonas reinhardtii, 1255 nucleotides. RefSeq lists its product as uncharacterized. The record is from RefSeq and is a predicted model, not a curated record. The coding region runs from base 60 to 563 and encodes 167 amino acids. Gene Ontology annotation, cellular component: chloroplast stroma; chloroplast envelope. NCBI's taxonomy places the organism in Eukaryota, Viridiplantae, Chlorophyta, Chlorophyceae, Chlamydomonadales, Chlamydomonadaceae. Gene Ontology annotation, biological process: granum assembly; intracellular protein transport. The transcript has a single exon.
AAUCUUCACCCUACACACGAAGAUCUACUCCACUCGCAUCCCCCACAAACUCGACCAUAAUGCAGCGCAUCGCCCUUGCCUCGCGCGCUAGCGCCACCGUGGCUCGCACUGUGCGCCAUGCGCGCCAGUGCUCAUCUUCUCGCCAUAUCUCGGGCGCCCGCUUCGCCCCGGUGGCCCCCCGCAAUGUGACUGCCAACUUCUUCAAGUUCGGCAAGAACGGCUUUGAUUCCGAGGCCGCUGGCAUUGUCGGCAGCCAGGGUCGCGAUGAGUACACCUACGACGAUGUGGAGCAGUACUUCAACUAUAUGGGCUUCCUGGCCACGGAGGGCACCUAUGACCGCAUGGAGGCGAUGCUCAACUCUGGGCUGCACCCGAUCGACGUGAUCCUGCUGCUGGCGUGCAGUGAGAACGACACUCCCAAGGUGCAGGAGAUCCUGAAGGCGGGUGCUGACCCGACCGUCAAGGGUAUUGAUGGCAAGCAGCCUCUCGAGCUGGCUGCCAAGCCCGAGCUCAUUCGCAUGAUUAACGAGGCCCUCGCCUCCAAGUCGGGCGUGGCGGCGUAAGCUGGCUCGCGAGGGGAGUUGCUAAUACGAACUGGUGUCAGUGGAGUGUGCAUGGGCGCGUGUGUGAGUACGUGUACGUGUGUGUGUAUGUUGCGUGUGCUGACUGACCGCGGUGUCAGGACCAGUGUCAGCAGUGAGUCUGGGGCCGGAAAUGCAGACCCAAAUCCGCGUCUGUGGGCCUUAGCGUUAGUCGCAGCCACUGCGUAGCAGACUUGACUUGAUGACGGAAUGGACACGAGUGAAUAGACUAGAUCACAGCAGGAGCGCGUGGAUACUGCGUUUAGGGAUUGGCCAGAGAUCUGGCACCCUGUGGUGGUGUGCUAGCACGCUGGCAAGGGGCAUGCGGGAGUUUUGAUGUUUGUUCCUCGUAUGAGCCGAUGGCAGCAGCAGUGUAGCAAGCGCAAAGGCCGGAUGAGGAGAUAGCUCUUCACAAGAACGAGCUACACAGAACGGCAGUUCGGGAUGCGCGUUGCAUUGAGAGAUGCGCUAUGCGCGGUGGGGAGACCAGUCGGACGCCUAUUGGAAUCUUUGGUGGAGGGUUUCCUGUUAGUGUGCUGGCACAGCAUUGAGAAGAUUAUCAACUAGUGCGAGAGGACGGACGGGCGUGCACAUUGGGUGCAGCCUCGUGCCGAGUGCGGAUGCCGGUGGCAGGGCGCCACGGGCGACAACCAGUCAUGUAAUCUGGUACGGGC